Molecule: messenger RNA, 423 nt
Organism: Knipowitschia caucasica
Lineage: Eukaryota; Metazoa; Chordata; Actinopteri; Gobiiformes; Gobiidae
Source: the annotation of a GenBank genome assembly
AUGCAUGUAAACACAGAUGUCAUGCGAGCUACCCACCCGGCCUCCUCAUUCAAACUGGAACAUACAGAGGAGCAUACAGAGGAGCAUACAGAGGAGCAUACAGAGGAGCAUACAGAGGAGCAUACAGAGGAGCAUACAGAGGAGCAUACAGAGGAGCAUACAGAGGUGCAUACAGAGGAGCACACAGAGGAGCACACAGAGGAGCACACAGAGGAGCAUACAGAGGAGCAUACAGAGGAGCAUACAGAGGAGCAUACAGAGGAGCAUACAGAGGAGCAUACAGAGGAGCAUACAGAGGUGCAUACAGAGGAGCAUACAGAGGAGCAUACAGAGGAGCAUACAGAGGAGCAUACAGAGGAGCAUACAGAGGAGCACACAGAGGAGCAUACAGAGGAGCAUACAGAGGAGUAUAGGUGCUGGUAG